UGAGAAAUGAGAGUGAGCUUGAGGGUACGAAAAACAAAGAGACUUCAAGGAUGUGUUUCCAAUGACGUUCCUAAUGGUUUACCACCAAUAAGAGGAAUCGAGCAUCAAAUUGACUUCAUUCCUAGUGCAACAAUUCCAAACCGACCAGCAUAUCGAAGCAAUCCCAAUGAGACGAAAAAACUUCAAAGGCAGAUCAAAGAACUCAUGAAAAAGGGACAUGUGAGAGAAAGCAUGAGUCCAUGUGCAGUUCCAGUGCUACUUGUGCCUAAGAAGGAUGGGACUUGGCGUAUGUGCGUUGAUUGUCGCGCAGUCAACAAGAUCACUGUAAAGUAUCGUCACCCUAUUCCUAGAUUAGAUGACAUGUUAGAUGAUGGGAAUCAAGACGACAGCAUAUCUACUACGUCAUGUGAUCCAUUACACACCCAAGGAGGUCCAGUCACACGAGCUAGAGCUAAGAAGAUGCGUGAAGCUUUAAAUGGCCUUAUUGAGAGAUCUGGGUUGAAAACAACGUACAACAAGCAAAUCGAAGCUUGGAUGAUUAUCAAGGCUUGUAACCCUAAUAGGGAGAAAGCUAUUGAAUCUGAGUUUUUGAGAGACUUUUCUCUUUGGGUGUGGCGUCAAUCAACUUUAUACCUCUGGUUCUUGUUGCGUCAUAGACAUCAGGUCAAGGUCUUUACCUUUGGUUCUUGUUGCAAUAUAAACAACGGGUCAAGGUCCUAUUAUAAACCUGAUUUAGCUUUCCUGGAGUUUAGAAAUCCCUUGUCGUGCUGUGGGUCUCAUUGUUCUCUUUGGGGUUCUCAUCAUGGUAGGAGGAAAACUUUAGAUGAUGGGAAUCAAGACGACAGCAUAUCUACUACGCCAUGUGAUCCAUUACACACCCAAGAGCUUUCCUGGAGUGAUGGGAAUCAAGACGACAGCAUAUCUACCACGUCAUGUGAUCCAUUACACACCCAAGGAGGUCCAGUCACACGAGCUAGAGCUAAGAAGAUGCGUGAAGCUUUAAAUGGCCUUAUUGAGCAGAUCUGGGUUGAAAACAACAUACAACAAGCAAAUCGAAGCUUGGAUGAUUUAUCAAGGCAUGAUAAACAACAUUCAGGUUCAAGAGAAGCUUAAUUGAGGUUAUUUAUGCUAAAUUACACAGUUUGCGUCAAUCUCGCAAUUCUGUCACAAUUUGUAACAAACUGAUAUUUCAUGU
Messenger RNA from Rubroshorea leprosula, 1195 nucleotides. The record is from the annotation of a GenBank genome assembly. NCBI's taxonomy places the organism in Eukaryota, Viridiplantae, Streptophyta, Magnoliopsida, Malvales, Dipterocarpaceae.